Molecule: messenger RNA, 1077 nt
Organism: Triticum dicoccoides
Lineage: Eukaryota; Viridiplantae; Streptophyta; Magnoliopsida; Poales; Poaceae
Product: ubiquinol oxidase 1b, mitochondrial-like
Exons: 3
Coding region: 1-1077 (358 amino acids)
Biological process (GO): alternative respiration
Cellular component (GO): mitochondrion
Molecular function (GO): alternative oxidase activity
Source: RefSeq, a predicted model, not a curated record
AUGCCUGGAUAUUUGAAUGACAUCAACGUUGUCAACCGGUCACCACUGAUGAGUAAGUUUGCAAAUGGUGAACUGCCACUAGUGCAGUUUGUAGCUAAUGGUCGUACAUACAACCAUGACUACUAUCUUGCGGAUGGCAUCUACCCAAAGUGGCAAACAUUUGUGAAGCCGCUGAAAAAACUGGAAGCACCGGCGCGCCGCCGCGCGACGGCUGUGCUGCACCUGCACUGUCCAAGAAGCGCCGCCACCUCACAUGCCAACCAAGAAAGUAGCGCUGAAAAGCCCGAGAGCGCCUCGACGCCGGAGCAGAGCAAGAGGGCGGUGGUGAGCUACUGGGGCAUCGAGCCGCGGAAGCUCGUCAAGGACGACGGCACGGAGUGGCCGUGGUUCUGCUUCAGGCCGUGGGACACGUCCAUCGACGUGACCAAGCACCACGAGCCCAAGGCCCUGGCGGACAAAGUGGCCUACUUCGUCGUCAGGUCGCUGCGCGUGCCCCGGGACAUCUUCUUCCAGCGGCGGCACGCGAGCCACGCGCUGCUGUUGGAGACGGUGGCGGCCGUGCCCCCCAUGGUGGGCGGCGUGCUGCUGCACCUGCGCUCGCUCCGCCGCUUCGAGCACAGCGGCGGCUGGAUCCGGGCGCUCAUUGAGGAGGCCGAGAACGAGCGCAUGCACCUCAUGACCUUCAUGGAGGACCACGCCUGCAUUUUACUUCCGCCGCGGUGGUGGGAACGCGCGCUCGUGCUCGCCGCGCAGGGCGUCUUCGUCAACGCCUACUUCGUCGGCUACCUCAUUUCCCCCAAGUUCGCGCACCGCUUCGUCGGCUACCUCGAGGAGGAGGCCGUGGAUUCUUACACCGAGUACCUCAAGGACCUCGAGGCCGGCUUGAUCGAGAACACGCCUGCCCCGGCCAUCGCCAUCGACUACUGGCGCCUCCCCGCCGACGCCAGGCUCAAGGACCUCGUCACCGCCGUGCGCGCCGAUGAGGCGCAUCACCGCGACGCCAACCACUACGCAUCGGACAUCCAUUACCAGGGAAUGACGCUGAAUCAGACGCCUGCGUCGCUCGGCUACCACUGA